This is a messenger RNA of Cercopithifilaria johnstoni, 480 nucleotides long. NCBI's taxonomy places the organism in Eukaryota, Metazoa, Nematoda, Chromadorea, Rhabditida, Onchocercidae. The record is from the annotation of a GenBank genome assembly.
AUGCAAUUACUUAUCUUACAAACAUUUCUAUCCCUUGUUGUGAUGACCUUCGGUCAACGAUCACGAAAUCAGAAAGCAGUAAUUGCAGAUCUGGGUAAACUAAUUGUUGACAAUUGCCCACCAAUGUUAUGUACCGGUUUGGAUUGCGCCGUUGUUACCGAAAGAAAUGGUUGUCAGUUAUGUGCCUGUCCUAUUGGUUCACCAGCCCGAGGAUGCGAUCCAAUGCCAUUUAUUCUAUGGCAUGAUCUAAUUGUUAACGGAUGUCCAAACGUUACUGUUAACAGUCGUGAUCCUGCACAGAAAGUUCAUCGAUGGUUUCGAAGGGUCAACCGAUUCUCAAAUACGGACCAGUGUGAGCCAUACAUAUUCCCAUAUUGUGCUGAACUGGAUUUCAAUUUAUGGCGUUCACCGAGGACUAAACGAGAAUGCGAACUUUACUGUUAUUCAUUAGCGGAACAACGAAAACGUGGAGUCAUUUAA